AUGUUGUAUGUCGAGACUAAAGUGACAACAACGCUGGAUAUGUACAAAAAUUGGAAUAAAACUAAUAACUCUGAAGAUCCUACUGAUACUCCAACCAUACUGGGAUUUCCACUGACAAUUCCCACUGAAGCCCCUAAUCUUAGUUAUAAUAGCAAGUUUUCCGACGACGAUAUUCGGUUGUUAAGGGAAUUUCUUGUCAAUGGAGAGAAAUAUAAAUGGAAACAGGUGACAAAAGAGAUAAAUAGUAGGUCCCUGAUACGCCGAUACGAAACCACUUAUGAAGGUGGCCGACACCCAGGGCCGAAAUCCGAGAAUGAUGAGGGUGCUGGCGCCUCAAACUCGUCUACUGGUAUGAAGAACGUAUCACCAACAUUUGUCAUGAAACAAUAUCAAGCCAUGCUUGGGUUACCCAACCAUGCUGUGCAUUUCGGAACCCUUGGAUCUUCGUUACCAUAUGUGGUGGCACCAAACGGGUGGGACGAUAUACCCAAUGUAGAUUAA
Molecule: messenger RNA, 501 nt
Organism: Meyerozyma guilliermondii ATCC 6260
Lineage: Eukaryota; Fungi; Ascomycota; Pichiomycetes; Serinales; Debaryomycetaceae
Exons: 1
Coding region: 1-501 (166 amino acids)
Source: RefSeq, a predicted model, not a curated record